AUCUAUGCUGAUAAGUGCUGCAAAUCUUGAGUAACUUCGGAGAAAACAAACAUAGCUGCAUGUUUGUGGAAUCAAGAAGUUGGCCACAUUCUGAAGUCAAGUGUAGAUUUUCUUCCUCGCUCACUGUGUCUACUUUCUGUACGACUGAGGAGACCAGAAAUCAUCCUGAAUUAAUGAGUUUUUGUCGUUGACUCGUGCCUCUAAUGAGAACACUUUAACUUCCUUCCCUAACUGCCACAACGACCAGACGACAUCCUUACGCCUGGAACAGAAGGAUGAGGAAGCAAAGUUACCUGGAUCUUCUUUCUUUCUGGGAAAAUCCUUAUGCCUUGAUGAGGCUGGUUGUGUUCGCAGGAUGGUUUUGGCAACAGACAGGAGCACCACACAUCUUGGCGAAUGCUGUGCCAAAGAUUCUGGUGACACCUUGGUAUCCCCAGCCUUAUCCCACAGGUACACUAAUUAUGGCGAUUAUCGAGUCUUUGGAUGGACACGAGCACCUGCAGGUGCAGGUGAAUAACAGUGACCUGCCACCGCGCUAUCCCAACGGAAGCUGCUCCGAGGAACGCUUGAUGCUGUACGAAAUUAUGCCAAACAACCGCAAAAUUAUUGAACUUUGCGGGAAUGAGACGACAACUAUUAAAACGAACAACAAGAUUAUGUUGAGGUUUUAUUCAACUGAGAUCAACACCAAAUACUCAGGCUUCAUCAUCUACGUUUUCGCUGAAAAGAAAUUUAUGGAGAAAAUGACGAUGGGCAUAUACUUCCUGUUUAUGGCUGUUGCCUUCAUCGCUCUGAUCAUCUUAUUCGCGCACCAGAUGCGGACGAGCAAGCUCAAAAAAAGCGACAUCUGGAAUGUUCUGCACAUCCUGCCCAUGGCCGCCAGAGGACGACCCUUAGUGAAGAGCGGCAGUGACUAUGCCUUCCAAGAUGAUCUCAAAGUCCGACCUCUCGAACCCGGCACCGGGUCCUUCAGGAGGGCCAUGAGAAAGACGUUCCUUGACCACGAUGCCGACUGGCGAAUCAUCCAACCAGUCAGAAACGCAGAGGACGAGCUUUGCCAUCUUGAAGACUCCACUGGGCAAGAGGAUGGCCACAAGCCUCAGCAGGAAAUACGUUAUCGACACCCGCAGCCCGUCACAGACGACGACGACGACGACGACGAGUUACCCGAUAUUCUGCUGGCGGAUGACAAACGAACGAAAGGAGCCAUGCUGCAUAUUAUUGGAGCAAAAGUGAAACAGGAGGAGAUAGAAGAGAUCAUUAACAAGUUAGCCCCCUCCAAGCAGCUGUAUUACCGAUUUCUGCUCGAGGAAAGACAACAUGAGCAACACCUUCCUCCUGACUUUUCUGUUAAACCCAUUUACGUCGCUGAUGGCAUCAUUUCCGGUUCAGCUCAAGCUGAGAUUAUCAAAGCUCUGAAGCAGAAAAAGAAAAAGGACAAAGAAGAAGACGAAGACGAAGCACCCUGGCUUCGAAGCCGAGAUCUUGCCCAGAAAAUCAUGUCUAGUCAUCGCUGCAGUUACGAGAAAAAACAAGCCCUGAAUUGUCCUUGCAUACAGGGAACAACCAAGCAAAGGUAUUCAAGUAACACGUCACUUCCUGCAGAAAGUUCAACACAAGAAUUAGCGCAUGCGUUCUCAGUAGACAUCCGGUGUAUCUCCGACGAAAGGUCGUUGCGACCUUACUGGGCAGACCCAGCCAGAAAUUUACUGGAGGAGCCACCACCUCCUUCUACCCCCUUGUUGCCACCAGUAAAACAAUCGAGCGAGAAGGCAAAACCACACGCCUCGCCAGUUCAGAAAAAAGGGAGGAAGAAAACUACUGUUGCACAAAAACCAGUAAGCCCGGCAAAGAAAACAUACAUCGUACCCUCUAAGAUGAAACCAGUCGUAUCACCCGCUAAAAGCAAACCAGUACAAACUCUACCUGCAGUCAAAACAAAUCGUGUAUUGCCAAAACCCUCAGCUGCAGUAAGAACAGAUCUUGCAUUGAAAAGACCCUCACCUCCAGUCAAUGUGGUGGGAGACAAGGCGAAAGCUUCACGUGCAGUCAAACCGGCGACACCUGCAGCAAAAUCCCAGCUCGCGACGAAGUCCCCAUCCACAGACAAGACGAAAGCUGCAGCCAAAGGUUUAUUAUCUACACAGGAGCCCCCUAACACCGAUACCUCCCAGAACUGCGCAGAAUUGCUAACCAGUCCUCAAAGCUCGCCGACGAGCGGCAGUCACUGGCCUCAUCUUGCCCAGGACCCUGUGGGUGUGUCACUGGCCGUGUCACCCAGCCAAGCUUACGGGGCCAUCGCAGCUUUGGGCGAUGUCCUGAAGGAGCCAGCGGCGAUCGAGGUUGGCGAAUCCGUGUCUCCCUUAGCAACAUGCUCUCAAGAAGAUAGCCCACACCUUCAUGAAACGAGAGCUUCUUCUCAUUCGAGAAGUCACUCGCCUUCCUCUGACAGGCAAGCAGCUCUCGGCCGUAUGCAAAUUACUCUCGAGGAAUCUUCGUCACUGACGUAUGUGUCAUCCGGGUCGUCUCGCUUUUCACCGUUGGGGGGAACCAGAGAGCUUGAUCAAUCUCUCUCCAGCGCUGGAGGAGUUGGACAUUCUGCAGAAUCCUCAGCGACGUAGUGAGGUCGGCACAGGUCUUUAUAUCUGCUCACAGUGAAGACGGGGGAGACAAGUCCUCUGUCAUCCGAGAAGGUACACUCUGACCAGUCCAGCGACGUCCACAACAACCACGCAAAGGACUGCGAGAAACGUUAGUUCCCGUUUAAAGAAAAGGUUCUUGGUUCACAUCGCAUCCUACACUAACAGUUUUAACUCAACACAAAAAAGCUGACUGAUUCAAGGUACAACUACAACUACACGAUAUAAACUGUAUCUUUCAUUAAUUUAGUUCUGCUAUAACAUUACAGAAAAAAACUUAAAAGUUUGGACAUUUCAUAAUUGUUAUGCACAAAGUCAUAUGCUGACAAAAUCUUCUGGAACAAGAAGGAAAGAAAGUGCCUUUCUUGUUCUUCAGGCCAGUCGCCACAUCUCAAAAAGUCCCAAAAGGUCUAAGACGAUUAUCUGUUCUUGUCGAGCCUACCUGGAAGUGGUCGAAAAAACAGUUGCUGCCUUCGAAGACGAGACCUCUCCAGUCUGGAUGACCACAAGGUGGGACGCGCUAUGCCAGACUCGGUGACUGGGACACCAAAAUGGGACGAGCGAUGUGCAUGUCUCACACCAUGUAAAUUAUAAUAAUAUCUGUGGAAUGAAGCAUAAACCUUCUCAUGUAAAGUAUUAUUUAUGUUGCAAAAUAUGUCUGGAUAGAGCAAGCUACAUAUUUUUGAUGUAAAAAUACUCUCUGGUAUAAAACAUACUUGCUUGGCUGUUACUGAACUUAAUUAUUUCUGUUGUACGAACGAUGGGUUGUUGAAUUUUAAAAAAGUUUCAUGCUUGAGGUGAGAAAAUAAUAAGUGUUAUUUGAAUAUUUAUUAAUGACAUAAAAACUAUUGAUACAUGAAAUAUAGUCAUCUGCGAAUGAAUUAUUUAAUAAACCUAUCUA
Pomacea canaliculata is the source of this 3540-nucleotide messenger RNA. RefSeq lists its product as uncharacterized. The transcript is spliced from 9 exons. The coding region runs from base 276 to 2621 and encodes 781 amino acids. Lineage: Eukaryota; Metazoa; Mollusca; Gastropoda; Architaenioglossa; Ampullariidae. The record is from RefSeq and is a predicted model, not a curated record.